AUGGUGUGUCCGCCCGGCGUUUCGGCCGCUUCCACUCAGCCCCCGGCGUUGUCCAUCACCAUGAACCCGAACCCCUUCAGGAUGACCAAUCUAAGUCCUACUUCAUCUUCUGGCUCCAUCUUCCCUAAUCUGUUGAUGAAUAAUCAGAUAUGGCGGCAGAAUUUGAUCAAUCAGCAGGCCAAUUUUUUUAUGUUUCUCCAGAAGCUGACUGAGAUGAACAACUUGAAAAGGGAGGCUGCUGAUAAUACAAAGGACAAGGAACAGUCCCCCAAAUUUGAUUUCACAAAGAUUGCGACAUGUGUGGACUCACCGGAGGAAGAGAAACCUUCAUCUUCAAGUACAUCAUCCACCCCCUUGCCUCAAUUUACUCCCUCCUUUCCUCAAACUCCAUUGAUUCGACAGCAGAACAUGUACAAUAAUCUUCGAGCACCAUGGUGAGUCUAAAUUUUUGUAUAAUUUUUACAUCACUGUGGUAGGUUUUUAUUAAUUUUUUAAAUGUUUUUAGGUUUAUGCUACCCGGUCGGCGCAGUGGAAACCGAGCGACAAGGCCAAAGAAACAGUUCAUCUGCCGCUUUUGCAAUCGUCAUUUCACAAAGUCAUAUAAUCUUCUGAUACACGAACGAACACAUACCAACGAAAGGCCUUAUCCUUGUGAGAUCUGCUCGAAGAAAUUUAGAAGACAAGAUCAUCUGAGAGAUCACAAGUAAGUUUGUCUUAAAAUUUUGUUUUUUAAGAAUUAAUAAGUUAUUUACAAUCUGUUUUCAGAUAUACCCAUUCCAAAGAAAAGCCCUACACCUGUGAAGAAUGUGGAAAAGGGUUUUGCCAAGCCCGGACCCUCCAGACCCAUCGAUCCACGGCCCACAAUCUCCCCCCAGCCAAACUCUCAAUGUCCAAAAGGAGUAUUUUUGAGGAGAAGUUGAGUGAAUCUCUCCAAUAUUAUCCUACAACAUCCGACUCCGAUUCCCCGCAAUCUUUGGGAGAGCCAGAAAUUGUGGCCUAA
Molecule: messenger RNA, 1000 nt
Organism: Bursaphelenchus xylophilus (pine wood nematode)
Lineage: Eukaryota; Metazoa; Nematoda; Chromadorea; Rhabditida; Aphelenchoididae
Source: the annotation of a GenBank genome assembly